AUGAGUGAUAAAAAGGUGCCACAAUUUUUUAUUCCAGCCUCUUAUAAAGGUCAUCAAACCAGUCCAACACCUGUUUCGUCUAACAAUCUACGUUCACAAAAUUCAACUAGUAUCAACGAUACACAACAUCAACGAAAUCUUACAAAUCAACUGUCAACUGAAUUGAAUCCUAAUUCUCCUGGAAUAAAAUUUGUUAAUGGUAAACGAGGAGAUCAGAAACAAUCAUUAUUAUUCCCUUCACCUACUGGAACAUUAGAUUUAUCACACUAUAAUUUUGUACCUACACAAGCAGAUAAUACUAAUAACACGAUUAUUACCACUAAUGCUAACAACAAUAAAGAUACUAAGUCUAAACGACUAAAUGGUCGGUUAUCCAACCAGGUAUCGGCAACAAAUAAUCGGUUGAAUGAUACACUCAUUGAUAAUAAUAAUAAUAAUGCAGAAUUUAUGGAUUCAACACAAACAGCUGAAAAUGGUGAAAAAGAGAAAAAACGUAGACGGUUUCGCAGACCACGGAAAAAUAGUAAAUUAGAUAGAUUAAUACGUUUCCUUGAAGAUAAACGUGUCAAAGAUGAUGGUAAUGGUGAAGAGUUAGAAGAUUUACAAAUGCCAAGAUUAAGAAAAGUUUUAAAUAUUAUAUUUGUAACAUUAGGUGUUUGUUUUCUACUGGCUGUGAUAAUUGUCAUAUUGUAUACAACAUUUGCUGGCUGA
Messenger RNA from Schistosoma intercalatum, 711 nucleotides. Lineage: Eukaryota; Metazoa; Platyhelminthes; Trematoda; Strigeidida; Schistosomatidae. The record is from the annotation of a GenBank genome assembly.